UUAGCCGUCCGGAAACAACGGCAGGUCUUCCGGAAGGAGACAGAAGGUCCGGAAGUAAACAUUCACGGUUUUUUGCAUUUAAGUCGGACGGUUUUGCAGUGGAGGCAGCCGAAGUGGCUUCCUUCUUCCUUUCUGUAGAGGGAGCCCCGUCAUCAUGUCGGCAGCAGCUGUGGACACAGCCAACGCUGCACCCCUGUCGGGGUCCAAAGAAAUGAAUUUAGAGGAACCAAAGAAGAUGACUAGAGAAGACUGGAGAAAGAAGAAAGAGCUAGAAGAGCAACGCAAAUUGGGCAAUGCUCCUGCAGAAGUUGAUGAAGAAGGAAAAGACAUCAAUCCUCAUAUUCCUCAGUAUAUUUCUUCAGUGCCAUGGUACAUUGAUCCAUCAAAAAGACCCACCUUAAAGCAUCAGAGACCACAGCCAGAAAAACAAAAGCAAUUCAGCUCAUCUGGCGAAUGGUACAAGAGAGGUGUAAAAGAGAAUUCCAUAACUACUAAGUACCGCAAAGGAGCGUGUGAGAAUUGUGGGGCCAUGACACACAAAAAGAAAGACUGCUUCGAGAGACCUAGGCGAGUUGGAGCCAAAUUCACAGGUAUUAACAUAGCUCCAGACGAACACAUCCAGCCUCAGCUGAUGUUUGACUAUGACGGGAAGAGAGAUCGGUGGAAUGGCUACAAUCCAGAAGAGCACAUGAAGAUCGUGGAGGAGUAUGCCAAAGUCGAUCUGGCGAAACGAACAUUGAAAGCACAGAAACUUCAAGAAGAAUUGGCUUCAGGAAAAUUAGUAGAACAAGCUAAUUCUCCAAAACACCAGUGGGGAGAAGAGGAACCAAACUCUCAGAUGGAAAAAGAUCACAAUAGCGAGGAUGAGGAUGAAGAUAAGUAUGCAGAUGACAUUGACAUGCCUGGACAGAAUUUUGACUCCAAGAGACGAAUCACUGUUCGGAACCUCAGGAUUCGAGAAGACAUUGCAAAAUAUUUGAGAAAUUUGGAUCCAAAUUCUGCCUACUAUGAUCCAAAAACUAGAGCAAUGAGAGAGAAUCCAUAUGCUAAUGCAGGGAAGAAUCCAGAUGAAGUGAGUUAUGCUGGAGAUAACUUCGUUAGAUACACAGGGGAUACUAUCUCAAUGGCUCAGACACAGUUGUUUGCUUGGGAAGCCUAUGACAGAGGAUCUGAAGUGCACCUGCAGGCAGAUCCUACCAAACUAGAGCUGCUGUAUAAGUCCUUCAAAGUCAAAAAAGAAGACUUCAAGGAACAACAGAAAGAGAGUAUCCUGGAAAAGUAUGGUGGCCAAGAACACUUGGAUACGCCUCCAGUUGAAUUGCUCUUAGCCCAGACUGAAGACUACGUGGAGUACUCGAGACAUGGCACAGUCAUUAAAGGCCAGGAGCGGGCCAUUGCCUGCUCCAAGUAUGAGGAAGAUGUGAAGAUCAACAAUCACACGCACAUCUGGGGAUCCUACUGGAAAGACGGCAAAUGGGGAUAUAGAUGCUGCCACUCAUUUUUCAAGUAUUCCUAUUGUACAGGGGAAGCUGGGAAGGAGACUCUGAAUUCAGAGGAAUGUAUUACAGAUGAUAUAAACGGAGAAGAAUCUAUGAAAAAACCUCAGACCCUCAUGGAGAUGCACCAAGAAAAACUAAAAGAAGAGAAAAAGAAGAAGAAAAAGAAGAAGAAGAAGCACCGAAAGAGCAGUUCAGAGAGUGAUGAUGAAGAAAAGAAACAUGAAAAACUGAAAAAGGCAUUGAAUGCAGAGGAGGCCCGCCUUCUUCAGGUCAAGGAGAUCAUGCAGGUUGAUGAGAGGAAGCGACCUUAUAAUAGCAUAUAUGAAGCUCGGGAGCCCACUGAGGAGGAAAUGGAGGCCUACAGGAUGAAACGCCAGAGGCCAGAUGACCCCAUGGCCUCCUUCCUUGGACAGUAGUCACCAGGACAGUGGAACUGGUGCGCUCUUCACCCGCCUGGUAACUGUAUGUAGAGGACUCCUUGCUCCCUAACUUUAAUAAAGCUUCAGCAGUCUCAAAGCAAAUUUAUUGUUUUCCACACUGAAGAAACAAAACUGAAGAAAACCAAAGAGGAAGCACAGUAAAUAUGGAUUGAGAUUAGAAACAGUCUAAUUUUACGUUAGUGCUGGGGAAACGUCUUGGUUGUCUGCCUAUCAAAAAUAUCUUCUACUCAACAGUUAAGUCUGUAUUUCCUCAGUUUUUGUAAACCUGUACUUAAUAGUAUUAUACACUAUGAAAGUAGAUUUGUUACUUUCUCAAAACUAGAACUUUUUUAAACUGCUAGAAAUUGCAGUAGUAAUUUAAUUAUAGUUGUUUUGUAAUCAUUUGUUUUAAAUGGUCUGAAAUAAAAAAUAAAUAUCCUAA
Messenger RNA from Cavia porcellus (domestic guinea pig), 2360 nucleotides. It is a transcript of the gene Slu7, whose product is annotated as SLU7 homolog, splicing factor. The record is from RefSeq and is a predicted model, not a curated record. Bases 155 to 1915 code for a protein of 586 amino acids. Gene Ontology annotation, cellular component: spliceosomal complex. Gene Ontology annotation, biological process: mRNA splicing, via spliceosome. Gene Ontology annotation, molecular function: pre-mRNA 3'-splice site binding. Lineage: Eukaryota; Metazoa; Chordata; Mammalia; Rodentia; Caviidae. The transcript has 16 exons.